Chara braunii is the source of this 1814-nucleotide messenger RNA. The record is from the annotation of a GenBank genome assembly. NCBI's taxonomy places the organism in Eukaryota, Viridiplantae, Streptophyta, Charophyceae, Charales, Characeae.
GUGGUGGGGUUGUGCCCACAAUCGGGGAUGAGGGGAAGACCCCUCACUCCGCAGGCCCGGCUGGCACAGGCAGCGCGAACGAGGAAUCAAGCCAAGGCCAGUGCCAGCCAAGAGCCUCCGAGGAGAGAACCCGAAUCAGGGAGAAGGAAAGAGGCUGUGGAAGUAGAGGACGACGAUGAUGAAGAGGAAGAGGACGAAAAGCUGCGUAAAGAGGAGGAUCAGAGAGCGGAACAGCGGGCAAGAAAAAAAAGAACCAGGGAAGAGGCCAAACCGGUUAUACAUGACGGACCACCCAAAAAGAAGAAAUACGCGGUUCGGUUGGAAGAGGGAUUUGACGUAGAGAGAGUAAUUGACAGGCUGUUGGAGGGGCAUAAUGACCUCAUGACCCUGAAGGAAAUCCUAGCGUCAGCCCCGCGGCUCCGCGAUGAACUGAAGGGGAGAUUGUCGCGGCGCUUGGUGCCCAAUGUCCAUCUGGGCACGAUUCUGCCCAAGGAGGCAGAAUGGGCAGAGUCAGGCACGAAGAUGGAUUGGAAGUGCGUGGCCUGCGACACGGUGGAUUUAGUGGUAAAAGGCUCCAAGUGUGCAGCAAUGGUGGACACCGGGGCGGAAAUGAACAUCAUCCGGGAGGUGGAUGCGAUCAGAUUCGGGCUGGAUAUAGGCCGUUCUGACUGCAGUAUUCUGCACGGAGCCAGCUGCAAGGCCGUAUUUUGUGGGACAACCUCGAAUGUACUCAUCGAGGUUGGAAAGGUGAAGGCUAAGGAUUGUUUCUUCAUCAUGCCGGACGUGGAUCACGGAAUCCUCCUAGGGAGGUCAUUCCUGAGCAGAACGGAGACCGUGAUAUUCAAUAAGCAUGACGAGACGUUAAUCCUCCUCUUAUGCGUUCCUGCCUGCGGGAAUUACGAAAUAAUUACCUGCAGGAACACCGGGCCAGGGAGUAUAAGGAACCGGCCCAAUCCAGGAUCAUUCACGAUCGAGGAGUCGGAAGGGGAGCGCCGAAGGCUCCGGGCAGAGCCCGAAGCAGGAGAGAGGGUGAAAGCAUUUUCCCUCAGCUUGUCAGAUAUUGGGAAGGCCAUGGACCUGGUGGCCGCCCAUGAGAUGGCAGAUCCGGAUGCCAUCCAGGUUUUGAGGGUGCAAGUUCUGGAAUGCCCCGAGGCAGGAAGGUUGGAGUUGCUAUAUCGGCUCCCAGGCAGCGGAGGGCACCCCGCAUCAGCGCAAACACAAUCUAGCAUCAUCAACUACUGUGUGAUUGUGUACAUGGAUGACAUCCUGGUGUAUUCGAGUUCCUGCGAGGGACACGUGCAACACAUCGAAUGGGCACUGCAUGCGUUACGAGAUGCAGGUUUCAAGGUGGCGCUUGAGAAAUGUCAGUUUUUCCUCACCACCAUUUCCUUCCUGGGGCAUGUGGUGACAGACAAGGGACUCCAACCGGAGCCGCAGAAGGUGGCAGCUGUCAGGGACGCGCCGGUGCCUACGACUAUUACACAAGUUCGCGCCUUUCUGGGCCUAGCCUCGUACUACCGAAGAUUUAUCAAGGGCUUCGCGGCGAUUGCGGGACCCCUCACAAAUCUGCUGCGCAAGGAUCAGUCGUUGAUCUGGACGCCGGAGUGCGAUCAAGCGUUUUCCAAACUCAAGGCUGCUCUCAUUUCGGCUCCGGUUCUUAUAAGACCGGAUCCCGAAAAACCUUUUGUUUUCAUCACCGACUGGCAGCCAGAGGCGAUUUCGGCGAUCCUUGCCCAGGUGGGACCGAGCGGACUCGAGAUUGUAGUGGAGUAUGCGUCCUAAUCAGUGCCCGCCUGCAAGUGCAAUUACGCCGC